CUCUGGAUGCUCGGAGCGCACGCAGACGCGGAGACGCGCCGGGGCUUCGACUUUUGUUAUAUGUGGAAAAUCGAUAAUGACUUGUUAACGACAGGGCACUUGUAGCCGUCCUCGGUGAAAGUGUAAGAAUUUAAAAAAAAAAGAGAUUUUACAGAAGACUCACAUCAGCCGUUUCCUCCAGCUCCACAUUCCAGCGCACGGAGGGACUAUGAAGGCGAAAAACCGCGACCAAAGCUUGUCGGACUCCAGAGAGCUGGACGGAUCCUACGACCAGCUGACGGGGAAUCCUUCCACCAACCAAAGCAAAAAAACCAUAAAGCAGCGAUUCCUCAAGCUGCUGCCGUGCUGCAACCCCACGACUGCCCCCUCAAUCAGUCAAAACAGCGUAGAAGAUGACUUUGAGUUAUCCACCGUGUGCCAUCGCCCUGAAAGCAUGGACAAGCUGCAGGAGCAGACCAAGUUCACCAAGAAGGAGCUGCAAGUCCUCUACAGGGGCUUCAAAAAUGAGUGUCCGAGCGGUGUGGUGAACGAGGAGAAUUUUAAGAACAUUUACUCCCAGUUCUUUCCUCAGGGAGAUUCAAGUAUGUAUGCACAUUUUCUGUUUGAAGCCUUCGACACUAAUAAGAACGGCUCCGUUAGUUUCGAGGACUUUGUAUUCGGUCUGUCUAUCAUCCUGAGAGGGACCAUUAACGACCGGCUAAACUGGGCGUUCAACCUUUAUGACCUGAACAAGGACGGCUGCAUCACUAAAGAGGAGAUGUUAGACAUCAUGAAGUCCAUCUAUGACAUGAUGGGGAAGUACACAUACCCCACGAUGCAGGACGAUGCCCCAAGGGAACACGUGGAGAGCUUCUUUCAGAAAAUGGACCGGAAUAAAGAUGGGGUGGUCACCAUAGAGGAGUUUAUCGAAUCAUGCAAAAAGGACGAGAACAUCAUGCAGUCCAUGCAGCUGUUUGACAACGUCAUCUAAAACUCUGAGCCUGUGAGGACACUGGCACCCAGGAGGGCACUGAGUGUGAAAGAGGAAUCCAGACUGAACAUGAAAGAGAGUAUGUGAGUGUAUGUGUGUGUGUGUGAGUGUGUGUGUGUGAGCGUGUGGUCAUUUUGAGUUGCGAGCUUGCGUCUAUCCUGAGAGCUGUGAAUUGGGCGGGAAACAGAGAGGUCCUCGCCCUCCUCCUGGACUCCCCAGUGGCAUUUCUCCAAGCAACGCUGGAGCUUCCCCGACUCCCAUCCUCAUCAUGCAGAACCUUAGUUUUAUCCCGGAGAUGCAGACAAAGGCGAGCAGUAGGCUCACGGUCACCGGCACAUUCAGCACGCCCCACCUGUUUUCGUUUCGGAUUUGCUACGGUUCCU
Molecule: messenger RNA, 1353 nt
Organism: Salarias fasciatus (jewelled blenny)
Lineage: Eukaryota; Metazoa; Chordata; Actinopteri; Blenniiformes; Blenniidae
Product: Kv channel-interacting protein 2
Exons: 9
Coding region: 209-970 (253 amino acids)
Biological process (GO): regulation of potassium ion transmembrane transport
Cellular component (GO): voltage-gated potassium channel complex
Molecular function (GO): calcium ion binding; potassium channel regulator activity
Source: RefSeq, a predicted model, not a curated record